CACAGAAUCCUAACUAUUAUAACUUACAAGGUGUUACUCAUCGACAUUUGUCUGAUCAUCUUUCGGAAUUGGUAGAAAACACUUUGAAUGAUCUAGAACAGUCUAAGUGCAUCAGCAUUGAAGACGAAAUGGAUUGCCUUCCCCUAAAUUUGGGAAUGAUUGCUGCUUAUUACUACAUUAAUUAUACAACUAUUGAACUGUUUAGUUUAUCUCUGAACAAUAAAACAAAAAUUCGUGGUCUCCUGGAAAUUAUUUCAACGGCUGCAGAAUAUGAAGAUGUUCCAGUUAGACAUAGAGAAGACACCCUGCUGCGCAGUCUUGCUCAAAGAUUGCCCAAUAAAUUAGCACCAGGUGCUAAGUACAAUGACCCUCAUGUGAAGACCAACUUAUUGCUACAAGCUCACCUCUCUAGACUACAAUUGGGUGCAGAAUUGCAAGGAGACACUGAAGUUAUCUUGAGCAAAGCCAUUCGCUUGAUUCAGGCUUGUGUGGAUGUGCUCAGUUCCAAUGGUUGGCUCUCUCCAGCAGUGGCUGCUAUGGAACUUGCACAAAUGGUUACACAAGCAAUGUGGAGCAAAGACUCUUACUUGAAACAGUUACCUCAUUUUAAUGCAGAUGUGAUUAAAAGAUGUACUGAAAAGGGUGUGGAGACUGUAUUUGACAUUAUGGAGCUAGAAGAUGAAGAUCGAUCAAAAUUGCUCCAGUUAACUGAUGUGCAGAUGGCAGAUGUUGCAAGGUUUUGUAACAGAUAUCCAAACAUUGAAAUGAGUUAUGAAGUUCAGGACAAAGACAGACUUCAUACUGGCUCAUCAGUGAAUGUUGUGGUACAGCUCGAACGAGAGGAUGAAAUAACAGGUCCUGUUAUUGCUCCAUUUUAUCCUCAGGUAAGAAAACUUAAG
Messenger RNA from Gryllus bimaculatus (two-spotted cricket), 899 nucleotides. The record is from the annotation of a GenBank genome assembly. Lineage: Eukaryota; Metazoa; Arthropoda; Insecta; Orthoptera; Gryllidae.